This is a messenger RNA of Malus domestica (apple), 753 nucleotides long. Lineage: Eukaryota; Viridiplantae; Streptophyta; Magnoliopsida; Rosales; Rosaceae. The record is from RefSeq and is a predicted model, not a curated record.
AAAAGCGGAUAUUUAUUGGCACUGGUAUAACAGCUGCUACUCUACUACUAGUUGUCCCAUGCAUCGCUUGCUAUGUACUAUGAAGACGAAAAUUUGCACUUUCAGGUACACAAAGUUAUUCGAGUCAAUGAAAGUUUUUGUCAUGAAUGUAAAAUAUAUUUUGUACCUUAAUUUACAUAGGCGAGAAUGAGACAAGGAUCAUUGAGGAUGAAUUGCGUGACUUAAUGAAAUCUGAUCGACCUACUGAUGCUACUGCACUUCAAAAUGAUGGAAAUAUGAGACCUGAUUUAAGUAUCUUUAGUUAUGCAUCUGUAAUGGCUGCCACAUGUAAUUUCUCACCAGAAAACAAGCUCGGACAAGGGGGAUUUGGUCCGGUUUAUAAGGGAAAAUUGGUGACGGGACAAGAAGUAGCUGUUAAGAGGCUUUCAAAAUGUUCAGGGCAAGGAUCAUUGGAGUUUAAGAAUGAAUUGAUACUCAUAUAUGAACUCCAACAUAAAAACCUUGUCAAACUUUUUGGAUUUUGCAUUCAUGGUGAAGAAAGGAUGCUCAUAUAAGAGUGUAUGCCAAACAAAAGUUUGGACUACUUUUUAUUCGGUUGGUAACACUCCCUUUAAUCCUACUGCUUGAUUUAUUUUUGUUUCGGAUUUGUGUGAUAUGUCAAAAAUACACAGAUCAUUGUCAAUCUAAUAAUUCUUUUAUAUACUGAGCAGAUUCAACAAGAGUCACGCUACUUGGUUGGAAGAAGCGUUUUAG